AUGAAGCGGGAGCGCGGCUACUUGGGGGCGCAGCUGGGGCUGGUGCUGGGGCUGGCGCUGGCCGAGGCGGGGGCCAGCCGGGCCACGGGGUCCCUGCUGGCGCUGGCCUGUGCCCUGCAGUCGCUGGGCGCGGGGCUGGGGCUGGGGGCCGCGCUCCUGCCCGGCUGGCUGGGGCAGGCGCCAGGGGGCCGGCGGGGCACCUACGGCUGGGCCCGGGUGCGGCUGGCCGCGGCGCUGGCACGGGGGGUGGCACUGGCCGCGCUGGGGCUGGCGCUGGUGCUGCCCGAGGUCCUGCGUCGGGCCACUGCAGCCCCCCGGCUCCCCUCCCGGCCCCUGCUGCUGGCAGGGCUGGGGGCUGCGGGGGUUGUGGCCCGCCUGGCCGGGGGCUUCGGGGGGCCGGGGCACCGCUCGGCCCCCGAGGUACAAGACCUGCUGGGGCAGAGCCUCCGCCAGCCCCUGGAGGAGGACGAGGAGGAGGACGCUGGCAGCUGCUCCCGCCUGGCGCCGGCACUGGCCCAGGCCGCCCUGCUGCUGCACGCCCUGGCUGUCCACGCGCUGUGGCCCCCCUGCCCCGGCACCUGCCCCUGCCUCCCGUGCUGGGCCAUGGGGGCGAGCGGGGACCCAUGCUGGCUGCUGCACCUGGACACGGGGCUGGGCGCAGGGGUGGCAGCAGUGACCGUGGGGGCAGCGGUGCCGGGAGCCUGGGCCGCGGCGCUGGUGCUGCUGCAGGCGGUGCCAGCCCGGCUGGACCUGGGGGGGCUGCAGCGCCAGCUGGCAGCUGCCACGGGGGGGUCGGGGGCAGCCGUAUGGGGCCUGCAGCUCUGGCAGCUGGACGGGCCGCGGCACCUGGUGGCUACAGCCCACAUCUGGUGCCCCGAGGCCAGUGCCUAUAGGGCCGUGGCUGCCAGGCUGCGCCGGGCCCUGCACGAGCACGGGGUGUGCCACACCACCCUCCAGCCCCACUUCGGGGGCCCUGGUGGGCUGGAAGAGACGGUGGGGGGACCUUCCAUAUGCGUGGAGUACGAGACCACGGUAUGAGACACCCCCACACGUGGGUCAGGGGGCUGUCACACAUGUGCAGGGACAGCAGUAGCAUCACCGUGGACACAGGCCAUGACAAGGACGUGUGGGGCUUGGACGGGGGCCUUUCAGGGCUGGCGUGGCCACAGAGAGCAGUGACAUGCAUGUGCAAAGUGUGAACAGGGGUGCAGGUGCUGUUACAGGGACAGGCAAAGACGUGUGUGCAGGGCAUGAACAGAGACACGGAUGUCACCAUGGAGACACGUGACGCGUGUGUGCAGGGCGUGAAGUGAGACGCUGGUGUCACCGCGGAGACAGAUGACACACGUGUGCAGGGUAUAAACAGAGACCCUGGCGUCACCACGGAGACCAGCAGGCACACGCAUGUGCAGGGCACGGACAGAGACAUGGAAAGACUACCAGUGCCAUGGAGACACACGGACUGUGCCAUGCAUGACCACCCCAGCCACGGACCCCCUCCUCCACCACCAGUAAACCCCACGUGGC
Alligator mississippiensis (American alligator) is the source of this 1527-nucleotide messenger RNA. RefSeq names its product proton-coupled zinc antiporter SLC30A1-like. Gene Ontology annotation, cellular component: endoplasmic reticulum; membrane; Golgi apparatus. Gene Ontology annotation, biological process: detoxification of zinc ion; zinc ion transmembrane transport; intracellular zinc ion homeostasis. The record is from RefSeq and is a predicted model, not a curated record. Gene Ontology annotation, molecular function: zinc ion transmembrane transporter activity; calcium channel inhibitor activity. The coding region runs from base 1 to 1038 and encodes 345 amino acids. The transcript has 2 exons. NCBI's taxonomy places the organism in Eukaryota, Metazoa, Chordata, Crocodylia, Alligatoridae.